This is a messenger RNA of Elephantulus edwardii (Cape elephant shrew), 1173 nucleotides long. Its product is annotated as signal-regulatory protein beta-1 isoform 3-like. Gene Ontology annotation, biological process: positive regulation of phagocytosis; positive regulation of T cell activation. The coding region runs from base 1 to 1173 and encodes 390 amino acids. Gene Ontology annotation, cellular component: plasma membrane. Lineage: Eukaryota; Metazoa; Chordata; Mammalia; Macroscelidea; Macroscelididae. The transcript is spliced from 5 exons. The record is from RefSeq and is a predicted model, not a curated record.
AUGAGGCGCACACCUGCCUCAGGGCCCCAGCUGCCUCUGCCUUCCUUGCUGCUAACUCUGCUUCUGGGACUCUCAGGAGUGAUCGGUCAGGAGGAGCUACAGGUGGCUCAGCCUGGGACGGUGUCCGUCAAAGCUGGAGAGACGGUCAAUCUGUCAUGUGUCCUCUCCUCUCCUUUGCCCGUGGGGCCCAUCCAGUGGUUCAGGGGAGCAGGACCCGAUCAGCAGUUAGUCUACAAUUUCAGAGCAGGCCUGGACCACAUACACCUCUUCCCCCGAGUGAGAAGCCUUACAGAUCAAACAAAACAAGGGAACCUGGACUAUUCCAUCAGCAUCAGUAACAUCACCCCAGCCGACACCGGCACCUACUUCUGUGUGAAGUUCAGGAAAGGAAGCCCUGAUGUGGAGUAUAAGUCAGGUCCCGGGACCCGGGUGACUGUGAGUGCCAAACCCUCUGCCCCUGUGGUAUUGGGACCCCCCACGAGGACCACCCCUGGACACAGAGUGAGCUUCACCUGCCAGUCCCAUGGCUUCUCCCCCCGAGAUGUCGCCCUGAAGUGGUUAAAAAAUGGGAAUGAGCUCCUGAUCCACCAGGAAGAGGUGGUCCCGACGGGCGACAGUGUCUCCUACAGCGUCUCCAGCACGGCCCAGGUCAUGCUGACCCAGGAUGACGUCCACAGCCAGGUCAUCUGUGAGGUGGCCCACAUGACCCUGCAGGGCUCUCUCCGUGGGACGGCCAACUUGUCUGAGACCAUCCGAGUUCCGCCCACCUUGGAGAUUAUGCAGAUACAUCACGGGAACGAGGUGGAUGUCUCCUGCCAGGUGAAGAAGUUCUACCCCGAGAAUCUAAACUUAACCUGGUUGGAGAAUGGAAUUGUAUCCCGAGUGCAUUCAGCCUCAAUCCUCACCGAGGACAAGGAUGGGACCUAUAACCUGAAGAGCUGGAUCCUGGUGAUGUCAUCUGCCCUCAGGGAGGAUGUGGUGCUCACCUGCCACAUUGUGCAUGACGGGCAGCCAGCGGUCACCAAGCAGCUGACCGUGACACGCACAGACCCAGAGAAGGACGUGGACACAGACAGACCCUCUGGUCUCCUCAUGGGCUUCAAACUGCUGCUGCUGCUGCUGGUUGGUGUCUCUAUCUUCUAUGUCCACAGGAAACAGACGUCCCAAAUGUAA